UUCCUAUCAGUGACUCAUUCCAUGAAGCAGGUCAUUCAAACUGACACAGAAAAUACUUGUACAAGUAAUUCUGUUUAACUUGUUCUUUCACCUUGUGUAGCUUUCAAGAGUAUAAUUACAGUUUAUUUAAAAACAAUGCUUCAGAUAUUUGUUUCUGCUGUUUUCCUCCUGGCUGUACUUAUAUCCAGCCCGACCACAGCAAUUAAAAAAAGGCAACCUCAAACCCUGUCAAGAGGUUGGGGAGACGAUUUAACAUGGGUUCAAACCUAUGAAGAAGGGCUAUUCAAGGCAAGGAAAAGCAACAAGCCAUUAAUGAUUAUCCACCACUUGGAAGACUGUAAAUACUGUAACGCACUGAAACAAGUUUUUGCUGCAAAUCAAGAAAUCCAGGAGAUGGCAGACAAAGAUUUCAUCAUGUUAAAUCUUAUGCAUGAAACCACAGACAAGAACCUUGCACCAGAUGGUAAAUAUGUGCCCCGGAUUUUAUUUGUAGAUCCCUCUAUGACUGUGAGAGCUGAUAUUGCAGGGAGGUACACAAACCGUCUCUAUACAUAUGAACCUCAAGACAUUCAACUAUUGAUUAGUAACAUGAAGAAAGCAAAACGUUUGCUAACAUCUGAGCUAUAAAGAAGAAGAGCAAUGCUACUUGUUCUAAUGUGAGAGAGAGGAAAGAGGGUUUUAUUUCCUUGUACAUACAAGUUAAUCUGAGUUACUGCUUCAUGCUGAUUAAUACUCAAAGUCAAUCUGCAAGAAUGUACGCAAUGCCUUAAUUUUCAUUUCUGGUACAGAAGGUACAUGAUGAUUAAUAAACAUUUGAAU
Mobula hypostoma (lesser devil ray) is the source of this 819-nucleotide messenger RNA. RefSeq names its product anterior gradient protein 3-like. The record is from RefSeq and is a predicted model, not a curated record. The coding region runs from base 136 to 627 and encodes 163 amino acids. Gene Ontology annotation, cellular component: endoplasmic reticulum. Lineage: Eukaryota; Metazoa; Chordata; Chondrichthyes; Myliobatiformes; Myliobatidae. The transcript is spliced from 7 exons.